CCCUUCCCUUCUCAGAUUCGCUUUCAGUUUGUCCCUUCCUCCUUUUCGAAUUUUCUCUCUUUUCGAUCCCCCUUUUAGCAAAUACAGAAGUGAAUAAUAUUCCCUUUCGUUGAAUCCGUCCUCGCUCCAACCUUCUAGGGUUUUUCAACCAUUUCAGCUUCAAAAUGUUUGCUUUUGACUCAAAAUUUUCGGUCUCUUUUGUGGCUUUUCAGUAAUUUUGCUCGAAACUCGGCCUUCCACUGCAAAAUGAUUCUAUACGCCUUGGUCGUCUUUGAAUUUUCCCGGUUUUCAACGCUGCGGCGGCUGCGAAGUGUGGGCAUCUGUGGGUGAUUCUAUCAAUUUCAGCUCGUCUCUUGCCUUGAUAGUUAAUAAAAUUUUUGGGUUUGACGUUGAAUGUUGUGUGUGCAUCUUUGGGUGAUUUUAUCAUGUUCAGUUCAGAUGUUGUCUUCAUAGUUGAUAUUUUCAGUUUUGAUGUUGAAGAUUGGUGAUAUAUAGUGUAUCUCUGUAGAAAUACCGUGGAAUUUUGUAAUAAUUCUUGUGGAAGAAAUGGAGGAGGGAGGGAAUUGGAGAGAAAUGGUGACCAAGAUGCUGCCACCAGGAGCUUCUCUCCCAGACGAAGUAUCCGAUCUCGAUUACUCCAUAGCUAUAGAGUACGAGGGCCCUCCCGUGUCCUACAAGCUCCCGACAGUCGAACCCCUUGAUGUAAAUUCAUCUGCAAUUCCAACUGCAUCAAUUGCAGAAACCCUUUCUGAAUCGCAGAGAUCGGUGUCUCUCACUGGUGCCCCUGUAAUUGAACCCAUUCCGUUGCCCGUAUCUUGUAUUGCUGGUGUCACCAGUUCUCCAGCACAAAGUCCGAGGGUUUCUGGGAGCUCGGAGUCAGUAGUGUCAGUUUUGCAGAACCCUGAUUUUUCCUCAGCGUCGCCCUCGGUGUCACCGGGUUCGGUCCACAAUCCUCAGAGUAAUGCUACUAAACAGGUGGUGAGUGAGGUGAAGAGGGUGCCUGUGGUCACAUUUAAUACUGUUGAUAGAUCGGAGAGGAAAGUGGUAGAAGUGGAGAAGCCCGUUUUUGCUGAGUAUGUUGGGGUUUCGAAGGGGAAGAGGGAGAGGAAGAAAAAGAGAGUUUGUUACAGGUGUGGAAAGGGAAAGUGGGAAACGAAAGAGGCCUGUCUGGUUUGUGAUGCCAAGUAUUGCAGCAGUUGCUUGCUUAGGGCUAUGGGGUCAAUGCCUGAAGGGCGUAAGUGCGUGACCUGCAUUGGCGAGCCAAUUGAUGAAUCGAAGCGGUUGAAAUUGGGAAAACAUUCAAGGUUGUUAUCUAGAUUGCUCAGUCCUUUGGAAGUCAAGCAGAUAAUGAAAGCAGAGAAAGAGUGUUCUGCAAAUCAGCUUCGACCUGAGCAAUUGAUUGUGAAUGGAUUCCCUUUGAAGCCAGAAGAAAUGGCUGAAUUACUUGGAUGUGCUUUACCUCCCAGAAAGUUGAAGCCUGGUAGAUAUUGGUAUGACAAGGAAUCUGGCCUUUGGGGCAAGGAGGGAGAGAAACCCGAUAGAAUCAUAAGUUCGAACUUGAGUUUCUCCGGGAAACUUAGUCCUGAUGCGAGUAAUGGAAACACUGAAGUUUACAUCAAUGGCCGAGAAAUUACAAGACUGGAACUGAAAGUGCUAAGGCUGGCAAGUGUACAGUGUCCACGGGACACACAUUUCUGGGUCUAUGAUGAUGGCCGUUAUGAGGAGGAAGGUCAGAAUAAUAUCAGGGGAAAUAUCUGGGAAAAGGCAUCAACUCGGUUCGUCUGUGCCUUGUUUUCCUUGCCAGUGCCCCAUGGUCAACUUCAAGGACUGAGAGAUGAGGCUAGCAAUUAUACUACUGUCCCAAAUUAUCUAGAGCAGAGAAAGGUUCAGAAGCUUCUCCUAAUUGGACCUCAUGGCUCUGGAACCAGCACUAUAUUCAAGCAGGCCAAAUUUUUGUAUGGGAACAGGUUUAGUGCUGAAGAAUUGCAGGAUAUUAAGUUAAUGAUUCAAAGCAACAUGUACAGAUAUUUAAGCAUUUUGCUUGAUGGUCGGGAGCGCUUUGAGGAGGAAGCAUUAUCAAAGCUGAAAGCAUCAGAUUCCCAGGAUCAAAUUGCUGAAGCAGGUGAAGAGCUUGAGUCCAGCGAAGCUAGUCAGUGUAUCUACUCUAUCAACCCCAGGUUGAAGCAUUUCUCUGACUGGCUCCUGGAUAUCAUAGCAACUGGAGAUCUGGAUGCUUUCUUCCCUGCAGCAACUCGGGAGUAUGCUCCAUUAGUUGAAGAGGUGUGGAAGGAUCCUGCCGUACAGGAAACAUAUAAAAGAAAGGAUGAGCUUCACUUUCUUCCAGAUGUUGCUGAGUAUUUCUUAAGCCGGGCUGUUGAGGUCUCAAGCAAUGAAUAUGAACCUUCAGAGAGGGACAUACUAUAUGCAGAAGGGGUCACACAAGGGAAUGGUUUGGCUUUCAUAGAAUUCUACCUCGAUGAUCGUAGUCCAAUGUCUGAAACCUACACAGACAAUCAGGAAGCUCCAUUGCAGCCUGUGACUAAAUACCAACUUAUAAGGGUAAAUGGCAAGGGAAUGAGCGAGGGUUGCAAGUGGGUGGAAAUGUUUGAAGAUGUUCGAGCUGUCGUGUUCUGUGUUUCCCUAAGUGACUAUGAUCAAAUGUCAAUUGGCACAGAGAACAGUGGGAGCGGAACCCAGCUUCAAAACAAGAUGAUGCAAUGCAAGGAGCUUUUUGAGACAAUGGUGAGGCACCCAUGCUUCAAGGAGACUCCUUUUGUUUUGAUACUGAACAAGUAUGAUGUGUUUGAGGAGAAGGUGAAUCGGGUACCUCUAAGUAGUUGUGAAUGGUUCAACGAUUUCAGUCCUGUCCGGCCCCAUCACAACAACCAGUCUCUAGCCCACCAGGCUUACUACUACAUUGCAAUGAAGUUCAAAGACCUUUAUGCUUCCCUCACAAGUCAAAAGCUAUUUGUGGCCCAAGCUAGGGCAAGGGACAGAGUAACCAUAGACGAGGCAUUCAAGUAUAUAAAGGAGGUUCUCAAGUGGGAUGAUGAGAAAGAGGAGACCUACUACGGGGGAGUGGAGGAUUCCUUUUAUAGCACAGACAUCAGCUCCUCGCCUUUUAUUAGGCAAGAGUGAAGUGAUUUCAAUGCCUUAACUUGUAUCUGCUAUAUAGAUAGGGAAGUAAAAGGAAAAGUGCCUGCUGUUCUUAUUACAUGCUUUUUGGAAUAAGGCUUAUUUUUUGGGAAAACUGAAAUUAAUGAUACAUAUAUGGGUGGGUGGUCUUCAAGUGGAAUGUGUUUGUGGGGGCUUGUGAUUUUUGAUGGGGAAGAGUGUUUAUCCGCAAGUUCCCAAUGGUGAUGGUGCCCACCAGCCUGGAAGACCAUUUUACUUUGUGAAAGAAAAUGCAGCAAGCUUCGCACAAUUGUUCUGUUAUUGCUUUCUUAAGUUGUGGAGUCAUAUGCAGAAAAUGAUUCAUAUAAAUGUAUAUUUGGUCAUCUCUUUCACCGUUG
Vitis riparia (riverbank grape) is the source of this 3512-nucleotide messenger RNA. Its product is annotated as extra-large guanine nucleotide-binding protein 3. Gene Ontology annotation, molecular function: G protein-coupled receptor binding; G-protein beta/gamma-subunit complex binding; GTPase activity. Gene Ontology annotation, biological process: adenylate cyclase-modulating G protein-coupled receptor signaling pathway. The transcript is spliced from 8 exons. Lineage: Eukaryota; Viridiplantae; Streptophyta; Magnoliopsida; Vitales; Vitaceae. The coding region runs from base 547 to 3138 and encodes 863 amino acids. The record is from RefSeq and is a predicted model, not a curated record. Gene Ontology annotation, cellular component: heterotrimeric G-protein complex.